AUGAACAGCGCAAUAUCAAUCGGACGGAUCGGACUAAAUUGCUAUACAAGGCGAGCACAGGUGAAGGACUCGAGAACACUGAUACUGGGAUCAGAUCAUCGCUUCCACUUAGGUACUAAUAAUUCAAACACUAGUAAUAUCAGGGUAACAAUUUAACAUGUAGAAAGAUUCAUGAAUCGGCCUGCUCAGAGUCAGGCCAGGAAGUUUAUGCUAUUAUAGCCUGUGGGUGUUAUUAAGGCCAUAUUUUCUUAGCUCCAACUUACGCUUUCACACAAGAUCCAGCCAAAUCACACAUGUCAUGCAUUCAACGUUAACACUUUCAUUUCGUGAUUCAAGCUACCUGGAUGUACCGCGACGUGUUCUGUUCUUCAUUGUAACGUUUUCAGUGAUGCAGUACGCACGUAAUUGCAUGUCAUUAAGAAAAGAUUGACUAACAUUAUCUUUAUAGUCUUGCGAAACCAAGUUUUUGUAUGAAGCUUAACAACUUAAUUGCAUUUCUAAUUCAACGUAACCUUCCGUUUAUCCGUUUCAUUUUCCCCACACAAUUACAGGUAUGUUUUAUGGCAACAUAUAAGUUUCAGUGUCAAAUUGCGGUUCUUAUGAAUAUGGAAAAAUUUACACUCAUUACAAAAUAUCUCUAGAUCUAUUCCGCAAGCAUUAAUGAUACGUGGAGUAAGAUUAUUCUCAUUUUGUGCUUAACAUUUCAACUCCAUCUUAAAUUGAUAGGCAGACUUUUGUUUCUUAAAAUUGCAUGAGACAUAUCAACGGUUGGAAAAAUUGUGCAUUUAUGAAGUUAGACAGUUGAUGACGCAAAUUGUGCUUUUAACGGUUCGUACGUGGUUAUAUCACGGGUGAAUAACAGACAUAGCCCUAAGGGUUAUUUGCAGUCUAACUUUAAAUAGCAAAGGAGGGUGUUCAAGGCCCCCCCCCCUCCCUCACCCUUGAUUUUUCACGAUUUUUUUUUUUUUCACUGAUACAUGAAUUAUGAGUAAUUCGAUAUAACUGAACUUAUAUCGGACGAAUGUGCUGUGGAAAAUAGUAACGCUUGUGACUAACUGUUACUGAGUGGUGAGGGAAUAAAAUUAUUGUGCAGGCAUAAAUGUUCAAAUGGUAAGCGAAAGAUGUCAUGCUGAAGACUUGACUAAGGUUUUUCCUCAGAUCUAACAGUGAGAUGCAAAGACUUUGACCCAGUAAUUAAUUAUGCUGACUCAGUGGACGAGAUCUUUAGAAGAUUUAAAAUAGCCGGUAGUCUGAUCAAAGAAAGAAAUCCAAAUUUGUGCUCUUUAAAAAUGAUUUGUGGUCUCGGAUCCUAUUUGGGGCAAAACUGGAAUGUUUCAAGAGCUUUGUACAUUUCCGAGCCACUUGAAAUGAAAUAUGUUAAGUGAUGAUAAUAAAAUUACCUUGUUUAUAUUUAGUGAAUGAAUAUGAGAAGGAACACUUUAGUAAAAUCUCAUUUCAUGCACUCUUGGGGCAAGUUUCCUAUUUUUCGAUCAAUGUUAGCCUGAUCUUAUAUAUCAAGGCAAGAUACUUUAAAAUCAUUCCUCCUUAUCGGGGUCGAUCUUGAAUUUUUGUAUUGCAUCCAUGGUGGAAAAAAUUUUGUGCUUCAGAGGGCCAGAUUUGGAUGAACAAUACAUGAUUUUAAUACUCUAUGAAAUAAGACGGUGAUGAGAAGGAACGAAAAUGCCAUCUUUAGGCGGCAGUUUUGGUUCAACACAAAUAUCUUCGGGCUAAAUUUUUACAUAGGUAAAGCCGCAGACAGCACGGAGAUGUGUUUUGGACAUUAUCUUGGCACUAAAAGGUUGAUAAGGUUUGCAAAUAACUUUCCCAAACUUUUAGCCUAAAAUAGAAGACUGUUUGUAAUGAGAUAAAAACGAAAGAGAUUUUCUGUUGUUUGGAAAAUAGAAAUCGAAAAAUUCGCAAUUUCUUGUUCUUACCAGUAUCUCCAAGCAUAUAUAGUUCAUUUCUGUCGACAUGCAAAUAAGCUCCCUACAUGCAGCUGGCCUUUGCUGUCGGGAUAAACCCAACCAAACUUUAUACUUUGAGAUUAGGGAACAAAGGCAGAAUUUGAGUUACCGUUAAGAGAUUUAAGCAAGCGUUCCUUUGAAUUUACUUGAAAUGUUCUUGCAUUGUUUCCGACCGGGUAAACAAAACGUUUUUUAUGGGGAUUCAGAGACAAAAUACACCACGCCUGAGGCUAUUUAGGAAUUUUACCAGCCAGACUGCGGAGGAGGAAUGAUAUUAAAACGUGAACACCUCGCUGUUAGUUUUGGAUAUUCAAAUUUAAAAUCGUCAGCUGUAUUGAACUAACUACAUGGCCGUCUAGUGACGUUUGGAUAACGCGCUGAGCAGACUCUUUCGAGAAGGUUCACCCAAUUACUUAAUCUUGCAGUGUGGGGACGGAAAAGGUUUGAAGCCGUUGUCACCGCUGGCAGCCUCGAAUAUAUAAAAGUAAUGUAUACUUUGUAGGUUUUAGAACCAGUCGGAAAUUUUACUUUAUGAGUAGAUUUGCUAUUGUCCUCUUAACAUCAGUAUGUCUUAUUGUCCCAUGCAGAAUUUAUAUCCGGACAGUCUGAUAUGUCACUUUGGAUAUGUUAAUUUUAACACAAUGUCAACCCAGUUCUCGCUUUUAUCAAAAUAAGAACAGUUUUCAUUAAAGUUCUCAAUUCAACUCGAAGAAAAGAUCUUUCGGGUAUGAAAGUUUCUCCAGGUUUGUGUUCAUGUCUUUCUUUUAAAGAUAUGAACGAUUUUUUUAAGAUUUAUAAAUUCAAUGAAGUGAACUCGUCUUUUUUGGAUACAUUCAGCAGCUGCUCGUGCUUGAUCAAACUUCAUUAAACUGAAUGCACAUUUUCACCUGGGAAAGUCGGGAAUAAACCAGGUAACAAAUUACUCUUUUGAAAUUCAUUCUGUGCCCUAAAAUUUAGUUGAGGAUAAAAGAGAAGUGAAAAUUAUGUUGGUGAAAGGUUUCAAAUCUUCGCACUCUUCAUUCGAUAUCUGCAAAAUAAACAAAUAAAUAUGUACGUGCUAAUUUAUAAGCGUGAUUCGGCUCGAUUUGAGAACGGCCCAACUUUUGCUCGAUCCUAAAAUUAAUUCAAGAGAUGUUCAGAAAUUAUAUAAACAAAAAAUUGUCAGGGAGAAUGAAAGAUAAAGGAAGGGCAGAAAAUGGAACUGAACCAGCUGUAAAUAUAAAAAUUUUCCUUCCGCCUAUAAAACAAAAAUGUCGUCAUCGGACUUUGUAAUGUUAUUAAAAAUACAAAUGUGUAUACAUUAAUGACGGUGGCCAGAGAAACCCCUUAGCAUUUAACUGAAUCUUCUAACCAAUCUACCUUAACAAACGCAAUAAUUUUGAUUCUUCGCUCAAAAUGCUCCUCUUAAGCUGAAAAAAAAUCAAAUUCUUUCAUGAUGGUAAAUGUUAAUUUUUCCCUUGGUCAAAUUGACGUGGCCAAGUAAGCUUGCUGUGUGCGUGUGGGCGGUUAUUAAAGAAAGAACAACAGUUUAAUUCUGAGCUCACGUUGGAAGCCGAGAAGACACGUAUCGUAACCAUGCAACUCCUUACAAGAUUAUAAAAAGGUCCAAUGACCCAGUUCACAGCCCAACUAGAGAUUUAAACGCAAGAUACACUACACUGUAGGAAAUUUAAGGAAACAUUCUGAUCAACCGGUUAUCUUAUCUGCUAUUACAGGUCCUCAAUUUGAGGGACGUUAAAUUUUUUUUUUUUUUAACAGUUCCGAUUUCUCCUCAGGCAUUAAUAAGGACUGCGUCACAAUAUAGAGUAGCGUCUAGCUUUGAUACAAUUUCGCUUCCAAACUACAACUUUACGUACGUGCAGAACAAACGAUCUAUGAACACCAUGGGAUAAAUUGUGUCUAUAAUUAUCUAACUUAGCUAUCUGCCAUUUCGUUCCAUUAAUCGCAGGAUGCUCAAAAUUAAACUUUUAAUUCUUUCGCUUUUAGCAAAAGAUGAAAGGGCACAAUUAAACUUAGUCUUUAUAUAAAGUUGUUUGUAUUCUUGGCUUUAGUUUUCUCUCACCGUUCUACUCCUCAUCAUUACUUCUUUCCAGUUGUGAAUUUCGUGAUCUGUGCCGUAAAAACAUCGAUGUCAUAUUUUACCACUUCAAACGGUCAUAUGUAAGUAAACAACUUGAAUCAAGCAAAACAAUCAUUUUGCACGCCUCCAAUUCGCACACUGAUGUAAAAAGUAGAAACUCGCCCAGCCCGCUUUUAGGGCGAGCGCUUUACAAAAAGUCGAACUCAGCAAGCGUUUUCUACACCAGUUUUAUUUUGGACUCCUUCGCAACCGUACCGAACGAAAAGGUAUGAAAAAAAAGGUUUUUAAUUCCCAUAGCUGGUGCAAGGUAAAGAAAAUUCUAAAAUGUGGGUCUAACCUUUUAAAACGCAUCUCUAUUCAAUUUUUGAUUGAAACAAUGUCAGAAUGUUAGCUCAGUAACCUGGAGAUGUGUAGCGUCUCAAGCAAGUUUGACACGAGGUGAACUAUUUCAGCCGGCUGUUUUUUAUUUACCGUUUACUGAAUUUCUAUGAGCUACACGACUUGUUUGCCCACUUACAGCGUGUAUUAGUUGACAUAAGCUCAGUUGGAGAGAUUUGCUCAGGUCGCGUCGUACUUGCCAAGAGCACCAUACAGUGUUUACUUUCGUUUCAUUUCUCCAGGGUUAACCGAACUGCCGAACUGGACGUGAAAUAUAGGAGAAUGAGCUGAAGGAAUCAUCGGGAAAACGAGGUUAGCCCAUAAAAAGGAUGAUAUUGGAAAAAUAUAUACUAUUUAAAGUUUUAUAAUCAGUUUUAAUCAGCUAAAAUGCUCGCAUGGCCAGUGUUCUCUCUGUCUUGAGCUGUAUCUUAGUUAGUUUCUCACUCGGCCCGCUUGAAAAAAUUGGCUUCACAACUUGUAAUUCGAUAUCUAUUAGAACUGGUGAGUUCAUUUCCUCGUGAGCGGAAGGGAAAUGUGUCUAGUUCUUCUGAGUUCCCUUUGAUAAAGUUUCUAACUUGGCAAAACCAUUUGUACCUUGCAAUAAGAUCAUUCAUAACUCAGAUGUCACUCAGCAUCAUGCACAGCACGUGUUUGACUGAGAAUAUGCAGUAUUGAUUGUUUUGUUUAUUUACUGCCUCAACCUUGGCUAUUCUUAGACUUUGCUUCCGCGAUAAUAUUUUCGAAGAAAUGUUUUCACGACAUAUACAGGGUUGUUAAAAAUUUCGCCUGCGGGGAUUAAAAUAAGAACUGACAAUGGCUCGAGCUGAGUUCAGUACAGCUGUAACAAAUAGUAUCGAAUUGAAGUGGAAACCGCUAUUUUCAAUUCUAGACCUUUCUAAAAUCCUUUUUCAAAAGAUUGGUUAAUUCCAUUCAGAAAAAAAAUCAUUUUUCAGUAGUCAAGUGUCACGGAAUAUUCUGACUUCUGCGGUACUUUAAUGAACGCUGUCAAACACGACCGUGCUCUGCUGCUUGCCAAAAAGAUUUAUUGCAGCAAAUUUGCGGGUUCCUUCAUUAGGAGAACCUGUUUAAUGAUUAAUAGUUCAAAAGAAUCGAUGACCACGAAACCCAUCGGCAGAUAAUGGUCUAAUUCAUGUAUAAGAAACCGUAAAGACUUAUUAUCUUACACGUACAGACAAAGCCUGGCUAUUAAUAGCGUUCUGAAAAAAUAAAAAAAGGUCCGACUCUAAGGAGCCUUAGCAGUUAGCAGGAUUUCUUUUCCAAUUGAAACUGUGAAAAGAAUCAUAACGACGUGGGAAUUAAAAAGAUCCUCUUAGGUUAUAGAGUUAUGCAUUAUUUAUAGUUGAAGCUUUGUCUAAAUGAAGCCAUGUUUGCAGUCAACUAAUUUCAGUCUGGUCGCUCUUCAUGUAAGCUAGUGCUUCUAUCACAUAAUAACACAAUGGAGAAGAUUUCAGUCCACGGUUGACGGCUUUAGCAUUUUCUCAAACAUUCCCAAGGUAAAACUUUUAUACCGAUAUGAUUUCUUUCAAGUUAGCCAGAUUUUAGUUGUUUGUAGUCGAAUACUUUCCUUGAACGAGAAAGCCGACUGAAAAAAGUUGCGGGAUUUAAGUAUGUUGCAGUCUGUUUUAUCUCUCCUUCUCCCUUCCACGGUCGUAGGAGCGAGAAAAGGAAGCCAGGAGAGAUGUCAGUCUCUCUCGACCAAAGGUCUUGCUUCACGUGAAAAGGAAAACAGACCGUUGUGACAGCAUUGUUUGAAAAGGACAAAUAUUUGCAUCAGAAGCACGCACGUGAUGCAUCCCGGGGUAGCUAGGCAGUCGAACAAAAUCGAAAAGAUAAUUUGUAAGUCAGAAGAAAUUAAAUUCAAAACAUGGAUUUCAUCAUUUCAAACGAGCUGAGUAUUUAAAUAUCAUCGAACGUAAUUGGGCUCUCGAUCAACCCUUCGAUUUCCGAACUCUCGCUUGGUAAUAUGUGUUAGGUAAUGAACCUCGUUUGAUUUUCAGAAAAGGCUGUCCUUGGAGAUAUGUACGUAAUCUUCAUUUAACGCGAUAAUCUGAUUUGGCUGCUCCUAGACUAACAGGAGUACGGCUACACCCCUCCGGCCCAAGGGCUGCAGGCAAAGUUAAGUUGUCUGUAGAAGUGCAAAGUUAAGUUAAUACAAGGCGAUUUUGACAUGGAAACAGACGAAAAUUUUGAAGCGUGAACCAGCUCCAGAAUAGAAGGUGACUCAAUGAAGUCAUGAAGACAAGGAAGUUAUUUAAUAAAUGUUUCUGGGAGUUUCCGUUCGAGGCUAAGUUCAUCAGCUUUUGUUGCAAAAUUAACAGAUUCAAUGAAAUGUUCAGAAGUAUCUAAAUACCGAUGAGAAAAUUGCUUUUAUUGUUACGUGCACCUGCUUUUUUGGGCUUGAUAACAGUGGACAUCAAUUUUAGCUGUUCGAUUGAAUUCGAUUUUCGUUUGAUUAGUUUUGGUUUAAUAAUCGAACUCUCAGGAAAAAAGGAGCUGUUGGAAUUUGUUUGAGCAUCGAAUUCUAUCGAACACAACAUGAUGGAUUGUGUUUAGUAGUAAGUUCGAUUCUUUGGUAUCCCGCAACUCGCAGAAAACAGUCGCUCGAUUCUGUUCCAUUAAUGGGUUUGUAAGAUCCAAGCACCAGUUCAUUAACACCUUUAGCUUCCUCAUGUAGUUACCACUGAAAGAAAUACAUUUUGGGGGUUUUUUCUGUAGCAUGCGAAACUCUUUGGGGGAAACAGCCUGGUCAAACGCAACUUCAGUAUCAUCAACAACUCUUCUUGAUCUUUAGGGCAGAAAUUUGAAUAAAGGAGUUUUAAAAAUUCUCAGUUGGAGAUAAAGGGAGUUCAAUCAUACUCGAUCCGUGGUUUGAGUUGCAUCAUGUCAAUAAAGUUUAAUUGCCAUGAUUACUGAAAGUUCGAUUGCCCUCCCCAAACAAAUUCUGUGCAUUGUUCACGAUAUCCACGGUAGUUAGUCGGUAGUGGAUGUAAAAACACUUCAAUACGCAAUAUAUAGCUAUUACAGUAAAGAAGAUCGCAAAAGUGCAUGGGUUUUUUUUGUUUUCUGUCUUGUUUUCGGCAAAAGGUGGAAAAAAUUUUAUGCUAACUCUAAUUCAUUUUAGGUUUUUGAUCAAAACAUUUUACAAUUUACUGUAAUUUCAUAUUACUGUAAUGACUCUUUACUUAUCUAAUUUUUUUUAUUCACAAACAGUACAGCAUGGUCCUUAUUCUUUCUUUAUUCUGUGAUGGUGUUGUUGAAAGUGGUAAUACUUUAAUGCCUUUGUACUUACUUCGAUUCCGACAUAAUUUCCGCGUGAGAAGAGAUUAACAGGCCAUAAUUGUUAGCUUGUCGUAAUAGAAGUAAUUCUGCGGGGGCUGCUUUGUUUAAAUUACAGCUUUUAUAUUUUCUCAGAUCCAAUAUAUAUCGUCAAAGAAAUCUGUGCCUUUUCAAAUAAAAUGUCAAAAAGUGUGCAAGAUAAACCCAAAGAUUGCUGUUUUUUUGUCCACUUGUCAUGUUGUUAAAAGACCAUUCAUCAGGUUUUCGAGAUAAGUGAUUUGUUAUGCAAGUUUACUCGUACGAGUUGGAUCGGAGAUAGCCAUAAGGGUUUUUUAUGCUUUAAGGCAGAUAAUCGAACUUUUUAAAUCAAUUGACUGAAACUUCGUUGGUCAAAUCACUCAGUUGAGCUUGAUCUAAGAAAGAAUUAUUUACCGCUGAGAAAAAACAAGGUUGGUAAAGAACAUCUGUUUCAUUGUAGAUGAUGGAUGUAGCUUCUGCAUUAGCUUAGGAGCCAAGGCUAGUAGGGAAAUCUUCUAUAGGCCAUUUUCGCCAAAUACAGAUUUGCUUUCAUGCAUUUCAUACAUCUUCCUACAGGAAGUAAAGCAAGGUUCAAGGUAGAAACCAGCGCCACCUUAUUCCAAACGCCUCCUUGUACGAUUUGUAGGGAUGACCAAGGAUUUAAUAAACAGUUCAACACCAGACUCUUCUAAUACAAAUAAUACCUCGACGGUUCAGGAAAACAUGGGUUCACUUGGAUUCUAUGGUACAGACGAAUAUAGCGCCAUUAUUGUGGCACUUCUUACCGUUGUAAUAGUGUUUGGUGUUUUGGGAAAUUUAGCCGUUAUUGGAACGCUAUUCCAACGCCAGCGUAACCUAAAGACCUCUAGUAACUACUUGAUCAUAAAUAUCGCCAUUUCCGAUCUCUUAGUUGCUGUCAUUGUAGCUCCACUUCGCUUUGUAGAAAUGUACCAUGGCUGGCCGCUCGGGAAUUUCUUGUGUCAUUUCUUAGCGCCUCUGCAAGACAUGAUUGUAUGCGUUUCUGUAGUCACACACACCUUCAUUGCGCUGGAACGAUACCGUGGAAUAGUCCAGCCAUUUAAAGAAAAGCUCACCAUUCAGCGAACAAAGCAAGUUAUUGGAAUCAUUUGGCUAACCUGCUACAUUGCAAGUGGGCUUCCUGUGGCUUUUGUGGUGAAGGAAAGCGUCGAGCAUGGACGCCAAGUUUGCAAUGUUUCGUGGCCAUCGGAUCUUUCUCGUCAACUUUUUAUACUUUACCUAGUCAUCAUAUUUGUCUUCAUACCCUUGGUCAUCCAGACGUAUGCCUAUUCACAAAUCGUUAAAGUAGUUAACUUAGAAAUUACGGCUGUCAGGAAAGACGAGUUCGUGGAAAUUCGCGCAGUUAAACUUGCGCAAAGCAGAGCUCGCGUGCUUAAAACGUUAAUCCUGCUUGUUUGUGCAUUCUACAUAUGUUCCAUUCCUCGUGUAUUUACCAUGCUAUUGUGGGAAUUCGGCGGUGGCCUGAAAGAGAACCUCGAUUUCCAUUACGCCAUCACAAUAACUCUGAUUGUGUAUUACCUUAAACACGUGAUCAACCCAUUCAUCAUCUUUGGUACGAGUGCAGAGUUCCGCUAUAAUUGUGGCUACAUGUGUUGUCCACCAAGUGAGUAGGCGGGUAGGUAUUCAGCACACGAGCCACACCUACCUUAUUAUUCAGUCGACUGAACGGGCUGAGUUAAUUUUUUUCGAAAUCGUAUUCAUUAUAUCUUUGACAAUACGGGGACGACCAUUUUUUAUCGCGGGGUGGGGGCGGUGGGAGGGUUUUGUUGUGUCGCAUUAAAACUACCUCAUCUCUUCCGAUGCCCAGUAGUAUUCUAGUAAUCCCCCUUAUUGGCGGUCAAUGUUCUACAUUUCCCCCUUUAAACUUUGCUAACUACGACUGAUCCCACUCCGUCCCCCUAAAAACCAUGCGAUCCUCCUCCGAUCCCACCCCCCCCCCCGCCCCACACACAAGUGAUAGAUAAUGACCGGGCCCCAACGAUGGUGAGUCAAUCGUAAUAUCAUGAAACAAGAACAUCUUUGAAAAAUAAUAUCUCGCUUUUCUGCUGAGAUAGAACCUUCGUUAUGAUGACGACUCUCAACCGACGUCCAGCUCCUUACUGGAACCGUGAAGCCACAACGUCUUUUAUCAUCACACAUGUUAUGUUUUUUACAGGAGCUGAUUAACGGAUAUGAAUUUGUCUUUGGCAGGUUUGUCACAUUCACCACGACCAAAACUAGCGAGUAG
Molecule: messenger RNA, 10003 nt
Organism: Pocillopora meandrina
Lineage: Eukaryota; Metazoa; Cnidaria; Anthozoa; Scleractinia; Pocilloporidae
Source: the annotation of a GenBank genome assembly